GGAGGGAGAGAGAGAGAGAGUCCACCCGUCUUCUCAGAGGUUAAUCUCUUUCUCUCUCUCCGUCUCUCUCUUUCUCUCUCUCGUUUACUCCGUGCCUCAGUCGCUCCCUCCCUCUUCGCCUUUUGUUGCGGCCCCUCACUUUCUCAACACUUGGCCAGAGGGAACUGAUACUGCGCCUGGACCACUGUGAAUGACUUGUUUGAGUGCCUUGUCUCCACUUCAGAGCUUUGUGGAUUGAACCGUGCGUGAACAUGACUGAUGAGACUUCGUAGCACACUCCCCACGAUGCGCAACGCAAACUGAUGGAUUCAGGCCCCCUGGGAAGACCGUAGAAACAAACAGGACACCAUACUUCACCACAGUGACAGAUACGAGAGGAAGAUCAUCUCCUGGAUUCAGCUGUUGUACUGACUAAGGAACUGAAACAAGGUUUUUCCAGCGCCCUGUCAGCGUCCUGCGCCGCGUUCCUUCCCAUGGACCUCCGGGUGGGAGAGCGGGGGACCCCGCUGCACCAGCCACUGCUCCUCACACCCUUCUCCUCACAAGGCCGCAGCACCUUCUCCCAGCAGCAGCAGCUGCAUCAGCAAAUCAGGUUUAACAUGGAGCAGAGGAGACGGGAGCAGGAGCACCAUGAGAAACAUCAGGAACUGCAACAGCUAAUGCACAAAGACAGAAGCCAGCAGAGCGCUGUAGCGAGUUCGGCGGUGAAACAGAAACUCCAGGAGGUGAUUCUCAAGAAGCAGAAACAGGCAGCGCUUGAAAGAACAAACUCAAACGCCUUGAAUGCACAUCCUGUACCUUACAGAAAGCUUGGUCCAGACCCCAACGUCCCCGCCCAGCCUCUGGUCUCAUCUCCACCACAACCUCCAUCUGACGGCCUGGAGGGGACGCCGCUGCGCAGAGCAGCAUCUGAGCCCAACCUGAAGGUGAAGAACAAGCUGAAGGACCACCUGAAAACACGAAAGAGUCCACUCACCCGCAAGGAAAGCGCCCCGCCCACCAUCAAGCACCGAGCAUCGGACGUGCUAGACUCUUCCCCCAGCAGCAGCAGCACUCCGGUCUCUGGCUGUAGUUCUCCUAAUGACAGUCUGCCCAAUGAGAAUGGACUGCUGCCCUCUGCAGGCGGGCCUCUGCAUGAGGCUCAGAAGUUGCUGCUCAGAGAUGGGACCUUGUCUAACUUCACCAUCCAGAAUCCAUCCACUCUGCCCACCAUCACACUGGGACUGCCAGUCAACCCCAGGGCUGAGGUGGAGCUCUCCUCGCUGAAGGUCAGCCAUAUUCCCGUGGUCACUGCCGGGGGCUCGCCUGUCUUCCUGCCGCUCAGCAGAGACGACCAGGCGGGCCAGAUGAACCCACACCUGCCUGUCAUCAUCCUGGAGCCUUCUGGACUCAUGCAUACUCUGGGUGUGCCGGGCCUCGACCCCGUCCCUUUGCAGUUCGCGCCACAGUUAGACCGUCUGUCUCCAGGGGGCGUUCAGGCCCACAAGCCGCUGAGCAGAACCCGCUCGGAACCCCUUCCUCAGAGCCCCCGGGCCCUCCACAACCAUCUCCUCCAGCAGCAGCACAACGCGCAGCUGCUGGAGAGGCUCAAGCAGCAGACGCACCUGGGAAAGCUGAUGUCCAAGUCCAGCGAGAAGCCCAGACUGCAUCAGAUCCCAUCUGAGGAUAUGGAUUCUGAGGAUGGCGGUGGAGCUUCACCCACGGAGACCAGCUACCAGAGCAGAGUGCGGGCGGAGUCACUGAGGGAGGCGGAGCCAACCGGAUCCAAAGCCCAAGAGCAAAUCAACCUACAGCAUGCUCUCAUACUCAACCAGUCGUUGCUAUAUGAACAGCAGAAGCAGCUGCAGCAGAUGCAUCAGCAGAUGGAAACCCUGGCUGUGCCUGUGUUCCGCGGCGGCGGGCCGGCCUGCGGGCCUGGCGUUCAUCGGGCGCUGUCGCGUACACGCUCGUUGCCGGCCUCCACCUCGCUCACUCCGCCUGAGAACACCCUGAGCCUGACGCCGCAGGACACUGUCAGCAAACCCCGCUUCACCACCGGGCUGGUUUAUGACUCUCAGAUGCUAAAACACCAAUGCACAUGUGGAGACAACAGCAGUCACCCAGAGCAUGCUGGGAGAAUACAGAGCAUCUGGUCACGACUGCAAGAGAGAGGCCUGAGAGGGCAGUGUGAGAGUAUCCGCGGUCGGAAGGCCAACCUAGAGGAGCUGCAGUCAGUCCACACGGAGCGCCACGUGUUGCUUUACGGCACAAACCCCCUCAACAGGCUGAAACUGGACAACCGCAAACUGGCUGGAAUUCUCUCGCAAAGGAUGUUUGUCAUGUUGCCAUGCGGCGGAGUCGGGGUGGACAAUGACACCAUCUGGAAUGAGUCACAUACUUCCACAGCAUCACGCAUGGCGGCGGGCAGCGUCGUUGAGCUGUCAUUCAGGGUGGCCAAAGGAGAGCUCAAGAACGGCUUUGCUGUGGUCAGACCGCCAGGACAUCACGCCGACCCCUCCAACCCAAUGGGUUUCUGUUAUUUUAACUCUGUUGCCAUAGCUGCCAAGCAGCUCCAGCAGAAGCUCAAUGUCAGCAAGAUCCUCAUCGUCGACUGGGAUGUUCACCAUGGUAACGGCACCCAGGAGGUGUUCUACAGCGACCCCAGCGUUCUGUACAUUUCACUUCAUCGCUAUGAUGACGCAAACUUCUUCCCUGGCAGCGGUUCACCAACAGAGGUUGGUUCUGGAGCCGGUGAGGGCUUCAAUGUGAACAUAGCCUGGACCGGAGGCUUGGAGCCACCCAUGGGAGAUGCUGAGUAUCUUGCUGCGUUCAGGUCUGUGGUGAUGCCCAUCGCUCAGGAAUUCUCUCCAGAUGUGGUUUUGGUGUCGGCCGGGUUUGACGCAGCUGAGGGAAACCCUGCUCCUCUGGGCGGGUACAAAGUCUCUGCCAAGUGCUUUGGCUUCCUGACCCGCCAGCUCAUGUCCCUCGCUGGAGGCCGUCUGAUUCUGGCCCUUGAGGGAGGUCAUGACCUCACAGCCAUCUGUGACGCCUCUGAAGCCUGCGUCAGUGAACUACUGGGUAUACAGGAUGCAAUGUCAGAGGAUGUUCUGCUCCAAAAACCCAACGCCAACGCAGUGCGCUCCCUCCAGACUGUGAUAGAAAUACAAAGUCAGUACUGGCAGAGUGUGAAGGCCCACAGCGGAUCGGUGGGCAGGUCGUACGCUGCCGCUCAGAGUAAGGACUGCGAGGAGACGGACGCCGUAAACGCUUUGGCCUCGCUCUCUGUGGGAGUCAUCUCCAACAAGAGGCUCCUGGACGAGCCGAUGGAUCACGAAAGCAACUCCAUGUAGGAAAACUCGCAGAAAUUCAAGAAAAACAUGUGCCUCAACAACCAUGGGUUCUCCAUGGCGCUGUCUGGGUUUUUUGCAAUGCCACUGAGCCCUUCCCCUUCCUCCUCACACCAGUUAGCCUUCUUCACACUCAACCACACCAGCCGACACACAAGAUCGAACCUCAGAGCUGGUAACCACUUGUAGCACUACCUGCAGCUGAGAAACCUUGGGAAACCUCACCAAAGAGCAAUACAAGUUCACUCUGACAGACUCCUCAUCUCUCCUGACUGACAGCCACUCAAAGAGCUAUGGAACACAAAAAAAUAAAUAAAUAAACAGUUUUGGAGAUCAGCUGGGAUUCUCCUUGAAGCACUGUGCACCAGCAGCUGAUUUGAUGCCUUAACUUCACCCUCGUGUUUUUUUUUUCUUUGUAAAGCCCCAGCAUCAGGUUUCACAGUGAGGAGGACUUCACAUGUGAGAGCUGGAGCAAAUGCUGAGCAAACGCUGAGCAAACGCUGACCAAACGGGACGAUGAAUGGACACACCGCGUCGGAUGCCCGACCGGUCAAUACACGACAGCAUCGCAACGAAGACGGCGACAAAGAGAAGCGUGCUGAGACAGUUUAACCACUAGACCAUGACGGUAAAGAACUCAAGGAAAGAGAGUGAAUGAAGACACAAAAUGGACAACUGUGGUUUUUAGGGGGAAAAAAAGGACAAUUGUCCUUUGUUGUUUUAUUGCACUGUUCAGUCCUUAAUGUGAACCAUAAGAAAUUCCAAAGCUCUGGGAUCACACAAUUCCUCUUUGUAGUUUUUUUCCCCGAAAAUUUGGAUAAAAUAGUGUUUGUUAUAUUGUUUCCAAAUUCUUUUUUUCUCCUUUCUCACUCUUUUUAUGCUGGCCGAAAUACUGUAGAGUUGUAUUUCCUGCCAACCAAACCAUAAAAGUAGGCAAGAAUAUCUUUUUUCACUGCUGUUCAGCGUCUUAUUCUGUCUUGCAUACAGACAUAAAACUCAUUCCGACAUGUACAAAGCAAAGACAAACUGUUAUUGUACCACUAGUAUUGAAUGCUAUAUGUUGAUGUUUUAUUUUUGAGACUAAAGGCGUGAUCAUUCCACCCUGGCACCACUGAAGACUAUAUUGUAUUGUUCUAUAUAAGCAGUACUGUUGAAGCACUUAUGAUGACUAGAGAUGCACCGAUCAGAUUUCUGUGGCCAAUUUCCGAUAUCCAGUUUUAUGUAAAGCUCCCACCUACUAAUGUCAAUGUGACCCAAUUUCUGUUUAAAACCUCUUUUAUUAGUUUUGAAAUAUUUUGUGCAUUCAGUACAGCAAAGCAAGACAAAAUCAGCAAACGCAAGCAGACAUGUUGGCUGCAAGAUCUAAAGGACCAACCACAAAAACCCCAAAAAUGAAAGCAUAGUGUUGACAUGACAUUGCUGACGUUGGGACCAUAAAUAAAUCUCUAAAGUCUUUAAACAAAGGGUUAUAUAAGAUGAUACUGAAAUGGAAUAUGGAGGCAUAAACUUUGUAGAUGAGGUUCUGUGAAACAAUGAACUAGAAAAGCAUCAACACUUUCAGUCAAUCUGUACGGCCGACCCCGGGUGUUUCCUGGGGUUAAGGACCAUGAACACAUGAGACGCCUUCUAAACAUGCCUAUAGCUGCCUAUUUUAAUAACUGAAACAUCAAAUAUAUCGUAAUGUACAUCAUAUAAUAUACAUCGGAAACCAUCUUAGAAGCUAAUAUUGCAGUCCUCCUUAUUUCCACCCUUUGGGGUUUCAUCCAAUUAGCAUCACAAAAAAGAAAUGCAACUCCUGGAUCGGCUGUUACAAAAAACAGCCAAUUUCAGCUUCCCAAGCUUCUUCUUCUUUUGAAUAUAUUGAGUAUUAUAUUCUUGUGAGGAAAAAAUUGCAUUUAGCUUUGGAUGAUGGUGCAGGAGGACCUCUUCAGUUGAAUCACACUUAUCACUCCAGGAGGACGGUGAAGGUAAGCUCAGGUUAGCCUCGGCAUAAUGAAGCUUCUAGAACCUGUAAUUAAAAGCCUGCCUGGGUGAGAGAACACUCGCUGUAAUAUGGGCUUUUUACUAUUUUAAAACAAUGACGAAAUAAUUUCAGAAUUGUUAUUUAGCUUGUAGCAUCCUGUAUUAGCAAUUAGCAUGACUAGCAUUGGUAAACAAUCAAUCCAGCUCCUACUUUUGUUCUUCAUUUUUCUUACAUUUUAAACACUUCACAGAGAUCAGAAGUUGUUAACUUUGAGGAUUCUACUCUUAAGAAACAAGUUCCACACCAAAGAGAGUUGUAAUUAGCACCAGGUGUGGUGGGGGGAUCAAGCUGAACUUGGGAAGAUUCCAGCCACAGGCCGAUUUUCUGGUGCAUCUCUAAACGCAACCCAAAGAAAAAUCUGCCUUAAAGCAACCUGCUGCUGUAUGGAAGUGACAUGAGAACAGGUCUAAACUUUGGAACAUAAUAUUCUAACUUUUGGACUAAGGCUCACGUCACAUAUACAGUCUUUUCUAAACUUUUUGCUUGUGACUAUAAUGACUCACUCUGUUUAGAUUUUUUUAAGAAACGAGUCUUGUUUUAAUUAAGAAAACGGUUUUUGUUUGUUGAAGAAAAACAAUGUUGGUAGCUGUAUCUCCAUGUGAGAAUCUUCUGUGUAUUUGUAGCAACUCCUCUUAUCAAACAGCUACAGUUUACCACAGAAGCUGAUGGUGAGCAAUCGAAUCUGUUCAGGACUUUGCAUUCCAAAUCUAUGGAAAGCAAGAUUGUGUUUGUUAGUGUUGUAUCACAAAACGGAGAUUGUCAGACUUUGUUCUAUGCAUCCUACGUUGGGUUUGGAUGAGUCGUGCUAAUGUUGUUUUAGACGAGAGCUCUGGUUGGCUGAGUGUAAUUUCUGGAUGAAAAUGGUUCAAACUUCUCAUACUUCUAGACACUAACCUCCUAAAACUUAUACUAAUUAAAAGCAAAUGUGGCUUCAUAGUUUCUCUUUGCGAUUUUUUUUUACUCAGAAAUUCUACUUUUAAUCUUUUCUCACAGUUUGACAGUAUACUCGGAGUAUUGUUUUUUUUAUUAUUAUUAUUUUGUUUUUUUAAACUCCUUCCGUGUUUAGAGAUGAAGGAGACUUGUACUGAAGGAAAUAUGGGUUUGUCACUCAGACAGAAAACUGUGCCGGCCUUUUUUACAAUCAAAUCCUGCAGAUUUUCUUCCCAGCAAAGGUUGGACUAUUUCUGCAGAACUGAGAUAAGUCUGUUUUCUGUCAUGGUGAGUCUGGUUGGAAUUUGUUCGUAAUUUUCUCGGUGGGAGGUGUCAGCAUUGAAACAAAGCGCUGCGUCUGUCUCAUCCAGCGUGGCCAGCAGCUGCCUGCGUGUCGUCUGUGAGGUAAAAUGUUGUCUGUGAUUGUGUGUGCACUUCUCAUGUGUUUUGUGCAUGCGUUGGCAAGUAUUAAAGUGUCCGAGUGCGUCCGUCGAAUACUGUAAAUGACCUUUGUAUGAUAGUUCCCCCCUUGUAUUUGUCUUACGAAGAGGCCGGUUCUGCCUCAGCUCUUCAUUCCUUUCAUUACUGAUGUAAUUUGUACAUUCUUCUUAAAGAAAGACGCUGUAAAUAGAAACUGAGACCAAAAUACACGUCACACGUGUGCCUUGACGCAUUCAGUAGCAUGUGUAUUGGUAGUUUUUAAACUAACUGGACUUACAGUAACUUUGUAUCUCAAAACAUGACAUUGAAAUCUUUUUCAUUCUUACUUAACUUGUAUUUUUCAUUCACAUUUCCUACCAUGUGUAUGUAUAGAAAGAUUGUCUAUUUUAUACUUUUUGCCUUUUCUUGAUUAAAAAAAUUCUCUGCUCUAAGG
Messenger RNA from Xiphophorus maculatus (southern platyfish), 7153 nucleotides. RefSeq names its product histone deacetylase 7 (gene hdac7a). The coding region runs from base 474 to 3329 and encodes 951 amino acids. Gene Ontology annotation, cellular component: histone deacetylase complex. Gene Ontology annotation, biological process: chromatin organization; negative regulation of transcription by RNA polymerase II. The transcript has 27 exons. Gene Ontology annotation, molecular function: histone deacetylase activity. NCBI's taxonomy places the organism in Eukaryota, Metazoa, Chordata, Actinopteri, Cyprinodontiformes, Poeciliidae. The record is from RefSeq and is a predicted model, not a curated record.